Messenger RNA from Scaptodrosophila lebanonensis, 438 nucleotides. RefSeq lists its product as uncharacterized. NCBI's taxonomy places the organism in Eukaryota, Metazoa, Arthropoda, Insecta, Diptera, Drosophilidae. Bases 1 to 438 code for a protein of 145 amino acids. The record is from RefSeq and is a predicted model, not a curated record. The transcript has a single exon.
AUGCAUCUAGUCAAAAGUCCCUGCCUGUUAGCUUGUGCUCUGGUAUAUCUGUUGCCACUGGCCGCCUGUAUAGAACACAUCACCGAACAGCAGUUGGAAUUGCACAAAUAUAGGGUCUCACCCAAGCUGACGGGGCCAGUGAAGUUUGUGCACGAUCCAAAGGAUGUCAUGUUAAACGAACUGGACUCGGCAUUGCAGAAAAUCUCCACUGUCUAUAUACAGGCCCUGUUUUCGGGCACCCAUACGCCAGAGGUGGAGGGACGCAUGCGCAGUCUUGAAAUCGAACUUUUCGAUCUGCUCGAUCAGCUGUACAAGCAGAAUCGGCUGGCCGACUAUAUGAAGUACGAGGCGGAGGUAACGCGACAAAUGAUUAUCUAUAAUAUGCUAAAGAAACUGUUUGGCUAUGCGCCGGAAGAGUUGGAUGAGAAAGUGGAGUAG